AUGGCGUUAAUAAAUUAUCCAUAAAAUGAACCUGAUGUCGGUAUGCCACAGCAUGAGGCUCAACGCUAUUUUACCCAACUCUUAUCCGGGGUGCAGUAUUUACAUCAGCGAGGCAUUACACAUCGUGAUUUGAAACCAGAAAAUCUACUACUAGACGAACAUGACAAUAUCAAAAUAUCCGAUUUUGGAAUGGCGACCAUGUUUAGAUGCAAAGGCAAAGAACGUCUGUUAGAUAAACGAUGCGGCACGCUGCCCUAUGUGGCCCCUGAGGUCCUGCUAAAACCAUAUCAUGCACAACCCGCAGAUAUUUGGUCAUGUGGUAUUAUUUUGGUAACAAUGUUGGCUGGCGAAUUACCCUGGGAUGAACCUUCGGUGCAAUGCCAAGAAUUCAUCAAUUGGAAGGAUAAUGAUCGUUGGUCCACCCAAACACCCUGGAGUAAAUUGGAUACAUUGGCUAUUUCCCUAUUGCGCAAAGUGCUGGCCACUAAUCCUAGCCAUCGUUUGACAUUGGAGAAAAUUAUGGCCCACAAAUGGUGUCACAUGGAAUUUGCUGAUAAUGAUCGUGCCCGUGACCUGGUCGAUUCCGCCGCUGCCUUAGAGAUACGUUCACCGAAAGCCAAACGACCCCGCCAAAUGUCCAGCAAUCAUAGUGGCAGUAACAAUCUCGACGACUCAAUAUCACGCAAUUAUUGUUCACAACCACUGCCAGUAUUCCGUAAUGAUUUCGAGGCUCCUGCCAAUCCACAAGAAGCUGAUAAUUUACCAGCAGCAGCACGAGAACAUCGUCUCGGUUUCUGUUUCUCACAACCGGCAAUGUUGGACGAUUUGCUGCUGUGUACACAAAUGAAUCAAACACAAUCGGCAUCACAGAAUCUCUUCCAACGUUUAGUGAGACGUAUGACAAGAUUCUUUGUGUCCACGCGACAUGAUGACACCCUAAAGCGACUAGUGGCCACAAUCGAAAAACUCGGAUAUACUUAUAAAAUAUGUGAAGAUAAUUUGGUAGUUACCAUCAGUACGAUUGAUAAGUCGAAACUGAAUUUAGUAUUUAAGGCACAUCUCAUUGAAAUGGAUGGUAAAAUUUUGUUAGAUUUCCGUUUGUCGAAAGGUUGUGGUUUAGAAUUUAAACGGCGUUUUAUACGAAUCAAACAGUUGAUGGAGGAUAUUGUGCAAAAGGGACCGGUAACAUGGCCCAUUGCAAUUGCCACUAAUUGUGUACCCUAAGAAUGG
Musca vetustissima is the source of this 1230-nucleotide messenger RNA. RefSeq names its product serine/threonine-protein kinase grp (gene grp). Gene Ontology annotation, biological process: protein phosphorylation; intracellular signal transduction. Gene Ontology annotation, cellular component: nucleus. NCBI's taxonomy places the organism in Eukaryota, Metazoa, Arthropoda, Insecta, Diptera, Muscidae. The coding region runs from base 43 to 1224 and encodes 393 amino acids. Gene Ontology annotation, molecular function: protein serine/threonine kinase activity; ATP binding. The transcript has 5 exons. The record is from RefSeq and is a predicted model, not a curated record.